GAGAAACUGAAGCGGCCGCUCUCACACAUGCAGGCGUGGGAGAUCGCCCAUACGCGGAAGGACCCCAAGCCUGGCGAGCCCAAGUACUACGGCAAGAAGACCGCAGGGAGGAAGAAGGCCUACUCCGAAGCGUAUCUGGAGUUACAUCCUGACACACCUGACCCCAUUGCGGCGCCUCUGGACGACAUGGCGGUGGUGAGGAUGGGGCCCAAGGAGCACGGUCGGGAUGCGGUUCUCGAUGCUGUGAUCACUCCUAGUAUCUCCUACACACAGCUUCGUCGGAUCGACCCGAGCCUGAGCCAGCGCACGAGCCAGCCAGUGACUAGUACACAGUCCCUCUUUCAGGAGCAACAAUCUGCCUACAUGGAGUACACACGCCAGGAGACCAUGGCGUGGCAUCAGAGGCUUUAUGAACACCAAGUGCAGAGGGAUAGCCAGAUGCAGCAGGCUUUUCAGGAUAUGGCGGCCGGCAGGUGUCCUCAGUUCCCUACAGCACAAUGCCCUCCAGCACAACCAGUGCUGAUGAGCUUUGAGGAGUUUGUGGCACAGAACGCUGGCCCCUCGCCGGGAACAGGUGGAUCUACCGUUGGCGGUGGUCUUCGCAGCACUCCGGAGACACGGAGCCCGACCACUCCGAUCCACGGAGGCGGAGGCGGUAGCGCUGCCGCUAGCACUGAUGACCUGGACUUUGGCCGUCUUGGCGGUGACGACCUCCGCGGUGCUCGAUGAUGCUUGAGAUGUGAUGGUGAUGCUUGAGAUGACUUGUGUGUGCUGAUGAUCAUUUAGCUGACUUGUGUGAUGAUGCUUAUGCUUACAUUCGUUGAUAUGCUUAUGCUUGUGUGAUGAUGAUCUAUUGUUGUCAUGAUGCUUAUGCUUACGUUCGUUGAUAUGUGCUGCUGAUAUGUGCUGUUAUA
Molecule: messenger RNA, 914 nt
Organism: Triticum urartu
Lineage: Eukaryota; Viridiplantae; Streptophyta; Magnoliopsida; Poales; Poaceae
Biological process (GO): transposition
Source: RefSeq, a predicted model, not a curated record